UCUCGCGGUAUUUGACAGCUUGGAAUGCUGGGUUGUUUACAUUACUGGCACACGAGUCAGGAGCGUGUGGUGUUGAGAAGGGCCUAGCUAGAGACUACCCGAAAGCACGUACACAUCUCGGCUGGCUCUACAGCACAGGCUCUCUCUCCGAAAAAAACUUUUCAGCACUCAGUCAACUUGCCACGCAAGAAGAGAGGCCCGCCGUGUCCACUUUUAGGAGCGACCUUGGAGAGAAAAGGGAAAGUCAAAACAAAGACAACCGCCAUAACCAUCAGGAGAAACUUUCAACGUGAAGAAGGAAUAGCUUAGCAACAGAGUCCCACUUCCUGAGGUGGAACGGAUCAAGCUCCUAACACCGUGGAUAUGGACAUGCAGCCACAAGGACAGCAUGCAGCCGUGCCAGUCUUUCAACCCCAGAAACCAUUGCAACCAGACAUGGGCCAUAACUCGCUGGCAAACUUCCAGAUUGAGAAGAAGAUUGGACGGGGCCAGUUCAGUGAGGUGUACAGGGCAAGGUACCUGUUAGACAACACGUCAAUGGCCCUGAAGAAAGUCAAGAUAUUCGACUUGAUGGAUGCCAAAGCUCGGCAAGAUUGCAUCAAAGAGAUAGAUCUCCUUAAGCAAUUGAACCACCCCAAUGUGAUAAAGUACCAUGCGUCUUUUAUUGAGGACAAUGAGCUGAACAUUGUGCUAGAGCUAGCGGAUGCAGGGGACCUCUCACGUAUGAUCAAGCACUUUAAGAAGCAGAGGAGGCUCAUCCCAGAGAGAACAGUGUGGAAAUACUUUGUCCAACUGUGCAGUGCUCUCGAACACAUGCACUCCCGGAGAGUGAUGCACAGAGAUAUCAAGCCAGCCAAUGUAUUCAUCACAGCUACAGGAGUAGUGAAACUAGGAGACUUGGGACUGGGACGAUUCUUCAGCUCCAAAACAACCGCCGCUCACUCACUAGUGGGUACUCCUUACUACAUGUCACCGGAGAGAAUACAUGAAAACGGAUACAACUUCAAAUCUGACAUCUGGUCGCUAGGAUGCCUGCUCUAUGAGAUGGCAGCCCUGCAGAGUCCAUUCUAUGGGGAUAAGAUGAACCUUUACUCCCUUUGUAAGAAGAUAGAACAGUGUGACUACCCCCCUCUUCCCUCAGAUCACUACUCAGAGGAGCUGAGGAACUUGGUAGAUAUGUGCAUCAACCCUGACCCGGAGAAGAGGCCGGACAUCACCUACGUGUACGACAUUGCCAAACACAUGCAGAACCUGACACAGGGCAGCUAAGCCCAGAGUUACACACAUAUAGCUUGCAGAACUCCUCCCCACUUCCCUCCUUGCUUUUCAUGCUGGACUCGUACAAAUCUAUCAGCUUUUAUACAAUAACUAACUCCAGAGUUUAGCUCCUUGUGAUAAGUAGUACGUGUAACAGAUUAAUUUUCAAGCUCAUGGUACAGUCUAUAACAUGACUGACGACCACACCUUUUCUGCCCUAGGAUAAAGAUUAGAGAGAUUAUAUGUUUUUGUCGGAUGGACCUCCCAUUUUCUUAGACUUCAAUAAUGUUACAGCACUGAAAAGCAAGUGUAUUGUAACUCACUAAUGUGUUUAUCUGCAAUGGCUUAAAAACGCCUAUCCUUUGUAUUUAUAUAUAGUGAAGUAAAGUUGUUCUUCAGCAGCUGCUAUGAGCAGAUGCUAUUUAAAGCAAAUAUUGGUAAAGUUAGGCUUUUCUUAUCAUCAAAAGAGUUAAUCAAUGAAAUAUCAGGAACAUAUAAAAAUGACUUUGUGUGGUUUGGCGGCCAUCAUGAAACCUAUGGUCGACAAACGGCACAAAAAAGACCAUGAAAACUUUGAGAACAAUAGUAACAUUGGAGUAAAGAGAUUUUCACUCAAUGGCGGCAAAACUGAGAGACGCAACAGAGUGUUAUUGGUUGAAGCGUUCUAGUGUUGCACUUUUUAUCUUGCUACUGGAAGGCUGGCAGGGUGAUCAUGUCUAAUGAAUGUAUUAGGAAAGGAAGGAUCAUUUAGAGGGUAGAGUACAGAUGUGCCGGGGGGAGAACAUGGGCAAAUGUCUCCACAACACUUUGAAUGUAAGUCAUUUUGACACCUAUGUAUUGUCUUUGAAAAAAUCAGAAUGUCUCUGUUUUGACAGCUUAGAAGGAGUUGUAGAAGCUUUAACAAAAGCCGUUUUACUUCUUCUGUUUACCUUAGUCACUGACACCAAAAGAUUUCCUUCUUGGCUCAACUUAAAGGGAUAGUUCGGAUAUUUUGAAGUGGGGAUGUAUGAGACACUUAUCCACAGUCAGUGUAUUACCUACAGUAUAUUGUGGCUGGCACGCUCCCAGUUUGGAGAAGCAGACAGGAGUACCGACAUUGCUAAGCAAUACUGCUAUGGACGGGUGUUGCAGCAAAAUGUAUUUUAGAUAUAGGAGCACCUAAAAAAAAAUCUAUAUCUGUUGUGUACGCUAUAUUUAGACUAUUUUCACCAUUUUACCUUGCCAUUGUAUACUGUACAUCUAUGCUCUCUUCAAAGCCACCAGACUCCUUUGACAGAAACCGUAAUUUACCUCGCAGAACACGGGAGUUGGUGGUCUACUGCUGCCUCAAUCGGUUAGUUUGUUUGUGUUAUUGUGUGACUUUGGUGAAUCCAAACUAACCCUUUAGAACACCAGUAAUACACUGAUUAUGGAUAAGUACCUCAUAAAACCCCACUUCAAAUAUCCAAACUAUCCCUUUAAGCAAGGUAACUUUUUAAAUCACAAUGAAGACAUAAAAAAAUAAAAUAAAUCAACAAUAGUGUAACAGUUAAUGUUGCUGUGUAAGUUUGCAGUGUAGUUGUCUUGUUAAGUAACAAAUAUGUUGAAGAGAUAGCAGAUCCUUACCUUGUGUUGCCGUCCAGGUCGUUAGUAAAUCACAGCGUGCCUACCUAACUCAGUUGAGAUACCAAAGAGAAAAAUCACGCAUAGAGAGAACAGUUUAUAUAUAUGUUAUGGUAUCUUUUAUGAAAAAUAUAUCAAGGAGUUGUACUGAAAAAAACAAGCACCAAUGGGACUCAUUUUGUUUUACUGUACAUAGCGAAGAAGUUCCUAUAGAUUUAAUACUGUAGGGGUUUAGUAACCCUUUAUUCAUUUGGAGGAAGGAAACAGUGGUAUCUAUGGAUUUCUUUUUUUUAUUUUUUUAUUUACAUUUUUUUUUUUUUUAAUACAGUGAAUAGGUUUAUACCAGCACUGACUACCACUGGUUUACUUAAUGACAAUGACAUCACAUGAAAGGUAUAGUAUGUAAACAUUGAUCAAUAACGCUUUAUUUCAGUGUCUUAUCAAUUCUCUUUUAACAUUAUCAAAUAGCCUGAUAACCGCUCGUAUAAAUUAUUGUAUGCUCAUGUUUCUCAUGUUUUGUUUUUUAAAGAAUUGACAACCAAUACUAUUAAAAUGUCUUCUAUGAAAAAAUCAAAGCUUAUAGAUGCAAGAAAAUGUAAGUUAUUUUGUUUUUGGUCAACAGAAUAUUUUGAUAGUGUGUUGAUAGUAGUUCUUUGUCUGAGACUUGCAGAUACAGUGUUUGCAGUUUUUGUUUGCAAUUGUACAUCUUGUUUUCUCCCCCCCCAUUUCAAUUAUUAUCUUGAUUUUUCAUCUUCUUCACCCACAGUGCUGUUUAUCUUUUAUCUCUACAUUCUCUAAACAAGAGCAUCUGUAUAGCACCGAAACAUUUCAGUAUUUUUUUAGAUAUUGAGUUUUGAUCCUAUACAGAACUCUGUAAAUAAACUGGUAGUAUUUAAUAGUGAAAUACCAAGCAAUUAAUGCCCUUUUACAACAACAAAAAGUUAAUAAUAUUGAACCAAAUGUAUAUAUCAUGCUUUUAUCCGUCGCCUUGUUAAGAACAUGCAUUAUGUGAUGUCAUGUUUUGGGUUUUCUUUUUUUAAAUCCUCAAUUGGAGGAGGUUUAUAACAGUGCUAAGUCACUUUACGGAUUAUGGCCAUUUCUUGUGUAGUGAGUGUUUUUUUUUUUUUUUUUUUGUCUUUAUGUAACAUAUGUCAGUGCUUUCUUGUGUCCCAGCCUUUUACCUCUGCUCAGUUUACUUUUCCACAUGUCCUCUGAAGUUGGUAUUAAAGUGUUCAGGUUUUCCUGGAAAGUCAAAUAUUACAAAUACUAUUUAUUGUUUUGGUAGGUUGGUUGUUUUUCUCAACAUUUCAUGUCAACUUAAAGACCCUCAUCACAAACGCCUUGUAUGCUAACUAAAUACAAUAAAGCUUUUAAAUUCUGUUUGGA
Messenger RNA from Perca flavescens (yellow perch), 4245 nucleotides. RefSeq names its product NIMA-related kinase 7 (gene nek7). Gene Ontology annotation, cellular component: nucleus. Gene Ontology annotation, molecular function: protein serine/threonine kinase activity; ATP binding. NCBI's taxonomy places the organism in Eukaryota, Metazoa, Chordata, Actinopteri, Perciformes, Percidae. Gene Ontology annotation, biological process: peptidyl-serine phosphorylation. The record is from RefSeq and is a predicted model, not a curated record. Bases 364 to 1269 code for a protein of 301 amino acids. The transcript is spliced from 10 exons.